Molecule: messenger RNA, 1674 nt
Organism: Cryptococcus amylolentus CBS 6039
Lineage: Eukaryota; Fungi; Basidiomycota; Tremellomycetes; Tremellales; Cryptococcaceae
Exons: 4
Coding region: 1-1674 (557 amino acids)
Biological process (GO): protein phosphorylation
Molecular function (GO): ATP binding; protein kinase activity
Source: RefSeq, a predicted model, not a curated record
AUGCGCAACGGUGUAGCCAUUGCUAUCGUCGAGGUCAAGCUGUACACCAAUCUAACGACAUCUGGCAAAGGUGCGGUGUCUCAGACCAAUGACCGUGACCACCCAACAUCAGAAAAGGUUGGAAUGGAACUUGAUUCAAGGCCGCAAGGUGAUACAGCUGGGAAUGGAGGGGCCCAGAGCGACUCAAAUCACAGCGACCAGUCCCAGGCCGAUAGGAAGGAGGCUGACAACGAGGACGAGCUGGAUGAGGAAAUUUCUGUGCAUCUGUCGCUAAAGUUGGAGCGUCUGUUGAUGGCGUGCAGGCAGGAGGGGGGCUUGAAGCUCAUCCUGGCCAGUAGGACAGGAAAAGAUGGUAAAGUCCGGCCCGCCUUGCGCAUUGUGGAACAAGACGGGACUAUCGUGCCGGAAAUGAUGUACUGGGCAAUGGAAUUGUCCGAGCUCUGGGAACAACUUGACCGCUACAACCUCGACCUCGUCGUACUCACCUCCUACGAAGUUUGGAUCCCUUUCGAGCGUGAUCCCGAAAUCAAGAACCUGCUUCGUAUGGGUGACCCAAUAUAUAGGACUGCGCCCGAAACUGCGCCCGAGCCCGGCAAGAUGUCGCCUAUGGAGCUUGCGGUGGCUUCCGUGAUUGAGAGGGAACGCGCACCCCCACUCGGCUAUACAUUCCCACCUCUACCUGUCUGCUGGCCUUUGUCCAAAGCUUUGGGGAAUGAUUCAACGCAGAAUGAGCAGAACGAGAGCGGGGCAGGGGCUUCGAGAUUGAGGGGCACGAGUAGUGUUCCUACAAAGCGUGGAUACGACAAAGUUGAUGGCACUGGCGGCGCUGGAAGUGACAAUGCUAUUGCUGGAGACGCUAACAUCUCGAGGGAUCAACUUGGUCCCGUCACUCUGCAGGUUUCUGUGCCCAACCAUCGCUCCCCUGACGCUCUUCACGUCUUCAAGCAAGGCAACUUGAAUGAUGGCUACAUCACCGGUCGCCUUUCGCCCUCCGUCAUUGCAUCCUUGGCCGACGACGACAGCAUCCACUCGGGACUGCCUACUUCCGAGCUUAAGGCCGACCUCGCCCUUGGCAGCUAUAUCAGCUCUGGGCGCCUGUGGGACGUUUACCACGCCAUCCUCACCGUCGAAGGACGUGUGAGCAAGAAGCUCGUCGCCAAGGUCAUGUGCCCGGAUACUUAUGAUGAUGGAGAUGAGUAUUACAAAGGGUACUUCGAAGACUCCGAAGAGGCAGUGGAUGCCUAUCGUCUCGAGGCGGCGCUGUACAGUGGCCCUCUUGCAAGCGUACAAGGAGGGGCUGUCCCCGCAGUGUACGGCUCGUUCAGUGGUGCAAUGUGUCUCGGGAUUGUCUCUGGGGGUUACCCAUUGCAUAUCGAAUUGAUGGAGGAUGUCGGGGGGCCAGCCGCCGGAGAGGGUGAGCUGCGGGAUCUGCCUGUGCAGGAUAGACAGGCUAUCCGAGACCUCUACCAUCAAAUUCAUGCGGUGCGCGUUCUUCACCGUGACAUAGAGCCACGCCACAUUCUCCGACGCGCCGACGGCCGCUUUGCUCUCAUCGACUUUGACUCUUCUCGCUCGGUGGAGGAUGGUCCCGAGGGCGACCGAAGGCUUGCGUCUGAGAAGCGCGGAGUAGCGGCUAUGCUUGGGUUGAAAAAGCGUGCUGCGGGAGAGGCAUAA